Messenger RNA from Aedes albopictus (Asian tiger mosquito), 4026 nucleotides. RefSeq names its product protein rigor mortis. The transcript has 12 exons. Gene Ontology annotation, molecular function: protein binding; mRNA 3'-UTR binding. Bases 206 to 3829 code for a protein of 1207 amino acids. The record is from RefSeq and is a predicted model, not a curated record. Gene Ontology annotation, biological process: spliceosomal snRNP assembly. Gene Ontology annotation, cellular component: SMN complex; nucleus. NCBI's taxonomy places the organism in Eukaryota, Metazoa, Arthropoda, Insecta, Diptera, Culicidae.
GGCUCGUGUGACAUUUUCGGUUUCAUCGAUUACACCGCUACGACGAGUUUACCGCCGAACAAAAACAAAACAAAAGAAACGAAAGAAACACAUCGUGCGUGCAUGCAAGUUGACGGACGUUCAGUGAAGCUGCAAAAGUGAUACAGGUGUUUUGUGCUUCCUGAAAACUCGUUGGCAAGUGUUUUGUUUGUGCCGGAAAGCGACGAUGGAAGUCGGAAUGGAUGGUUUUGUGGUGCCAAACAUGCAGGCCUGGUUCCGGCAGAACAGCUUCAUCAGCACACCGGACAACGGCCUACUGUACCAUUCGCGAUCGGACGUAAACUACGUUGCCCCACUGGCCAAGGAUCAGAUGCCCCGGGUGAAGAUCAUCAGCCUCAAGUCCACAAUCAAAGCUUUAGCCUGUUCCCCGGAUUGGAGUGAAAGGCGCGAGUUCGCCACCUUCGAUGACCAGAACAACCUGCAGGUGUGGGACGUUGACCAGGAGGCGGCCACCAAGGGUCACAAAGGUCACAUGUACAAGCUCCGAGGCGGUGGCGGCGGCGAAAAUCGCGGCGGUCAAAGCAAUGAAGUGACCUCUGCCAUUUGCUUCACCCAGACGCAAAAGAUCAUCUCCUGCGAUCAUUCGGUGAUGGUGGUCUACUGUCUGUCGUCCGAUACGUUCAAAGUCUACGGGGAUUUCUUCAAACCGUACCAAACGGUGGUAGUGCUUUCGCCUUGUCCCACCAAUCGGGACGUUUUCGCCGCCGGAAUGAAGAAUGGGUUGAUCCAGCUGUUCUCGCUGCAGGAUAUGACCAUUUUGCGGAACAUGCGAGGACACGAUACGGAGAUUGUUUCCAUCGAUUGGAUGCAGGUCCGGGUCAAGUCGGAAGAGGCCAAGAAGACUAGCUGGCGGCAAGAAGAACGUCCAAUCAAGGAAGCUCGCAAGAAGGGUAACAGGGCUGCGGCAAAGUCAGCGAACGCUUCAGCCGUUGCGAACGCGUCCGCUGCCGCAGACAAUUCGGACAUUUUCGACAUCUACGAUUUCGACGACAGCAAGGAAGAGUUCGGCACUAUCAUCAACCGGGAGACGUCGAACUACGAUCAACGGGAUCGCUUCCGGGAUAAGGUUCACAAGACGGAGGGAUUCAACUUUUUGGAAGAAUGUCAGAGCUUGAAAAAGGAUCUGGCGGAAGCAAGACAGCGGGAAAAGGAACACCAGGAUGAUGACGAUGAUGACGUUGCCGAGGAUGCCGAAAGGUCACGCGAGAUGAACACCGACGACGAAGCUGAGCUGGACGAGGCGGAGAAAUUCCGGGACUUCAUUAUCGUCGACGAUCAAGGGCAGGAAGGGCCCGCGGAUGCCAAGAAUGAGGACGAGGAGGGAGAACCGAAGAUGAUUCUGGUGACGGGAAGUCGUGAGAAUGUGAUUUUCUUCUGGGAUCACGAGACGGGAGUGCCCGUGGAUAAAAUCAUGUUGGCCAGCAAUCAAAACUCGAACAAACGGCUGUUUCCGGGCAUAUUCAUUACGGUUGCGUGGGUGAAUCCGACCAAGAUUGUCGCCAAUAACGUGUCCGGACAUGUGUUCGAAUGGAAUUUGUCGUUCUUCUACCAGGGAUCCCGAAUACGGAUGACCGCCCACCAGGGCAUCCGCUAUCCCGUCGAUAUGGUGAUUUAUGUGACCCGGUCUUGCGGUCCCAUUGCGGACUACGACCCCAAUACUAACUACGUCUGGUGUCAAUCGAUCAACCGAAAGAUUAUCGGCGUGUCGGUCACCAAAAACCCGGAAAUCGUCGCCGAUCUCACUUGCCUUGCGACCGGAAACUCGUGCAUCACCGAGAAUCCUUUGGAAUCGACGGUUUUGGCCGUGGGAUGCGUCGAUCGGAAUUUGGUCACACUGAACCUGGCCAGUAUGGCGUACAACGAGGUGACCUGCGUUCGAUUCUUGAACAAGGUCUGCUCCAAAGUGACGGCGCUCGAUUGGCACCCGGAACGGGAGAACUACAUCGCGUUUGGGACGUCCGAGGGCCGGAUCGGCCUACUGGACACGAACAGUCCGAACAACGUUCCGACGCUGUUGAAUUCGUUCCUCUCGAAUGAUGUCUACUCGCUCAAGUGGUGUGAAAUGACGGAUGAGUUCUUCCAGAAGAGUACGGUGUUGUUCGCCACCGGGAAGGCCAAACUGGCGUAUUACAAGAUGAUCGGAGGUAGUAAGCACGACCCCAUCGAGCUGCGCCAGUUUGGAAUGGUUUCCAGCGUGUCGGCGUCUGGGCAUUAUUUGUUUGUCGGAACACAGGACGGAUUUGUGUUUGUUAACGAUCUCAGCAAGAGCUUGGCUCAACUCUACCAUCGUAACGUAUCCCGGCGGUACAUAAUCUCGAUGCAGUUCAAGGACAAUGUAUUGGCGGUAUCGUCGAAUGAGUGCAGCAUUCGGUUGAUCGACUUCAGCAACGGAAUAGACGAUAAAAUCGACGAUAACAUCAGGGUUCUGGAGGGUCAUACCGAAGGAGUUUGUUGUCUGCGAUGGGGCCACGGCGACAGCAAACUGCUCGUUUCCGGAAGUUUCGACAACACGGUCCGAGUGUGGAAUUCGGUGGACUGCAGUUGCCUGGCCCUGUACCGGAACACCGAUUCGGUGUUCUGUGCCAUGUUUUCUCCCAUUCACGACAACAUUGUGCUGUUAACCGGCAAAGGCACAACGCUGGCGUUCUUUGAUUAUACCAAAUACCCGGUGACUGAGGCUGCCUUAGCCAAAAAAACUCGCAUUCCAAUCAAGUGGGCAACCGAGGAGGGAAGAACCGACAAGAAAGCAUCACGAGAAAAGAAACGAGCCGGCAAGCCUUUGGAAGUGGUUCAAAAAUCACUCGAUACAUUUCAGAUCUCGGAGAAAGGGGUUACCUCUGCUGAUGCUUCCGUGGCGCCGGACGUUGUUCCGACCAUGGUAGUAAACGGACAAUCGAGUCAUGCCACAACCUCCAAAAAACAAGCUGAACCAGAAGCUAAACGAGCACCGGAAGUCGAUGAGCUGGCGGAGCAUUUGAAAACGAUCAAGUUCAAGGAGAUCAAACCGGUGGAGCUGAAAUCCAAUGUUCCGACCACGUUUCACCUGGCCAACAGGGAGAUUAACAAAACGUCCGAUGUGCUGGCCUGUUUAGUCAAAUUGAUCGACUACGAAGAACCGGACGAGGAUGAUUUGGAGGAGCAGGAGGACGAAGCCGAAAAGAAACAGCCAGUGCAGACCGAGGGCGCUAAAAAGCGAUACUUCAAUGAGAAGCUUUUCAUGAGCGAGAAAGAUCUGAAAGAACUGAUCGACGAGGAGACUAAGAAUCAUCACAUGGCCAAUACGGCAUCAAUCGGAGCAAUUCUGCUACCACAGAUUGGUUUCCGCUUGAAAGAGGAAAUCAUUCGGAGAAUUGCAUCCAAACGGCUCACGGAUCAACUGGUAGCUUUGGCGCCAUCCAUUUCCUACGAAUUUUGGCGAAAAGUUUGCGAGGCCUACGGCUAUCAGCUUCUAGAGAAGCAAUACCCCUUGGCAUCGAUUCCCUACUUUCUGGCUAGUCAUAAGAUAACCGAAGCCAUUGACUACCUCUGUAAGCACAAGUUCUUCCGCGAAGCGUUGGCCAUUUGCAAACUGCGGAAGGCCCGCGAUGAUCCCAUCCAGGAGCAAGUAGCCAUCGAGUGGGCCCAGUAUCUGGACAACUCCGGUAAUUUUGAGGGUGCUGCUCUGGUGUGGACCGCCGCCAAAAAGUACCAAAACGCCGUCACAGCGCUUUCGAAGCGGAAGGAAAUCACCGACGAAAUCCGAGGUGCCAUCGAUGCGCUGAAAGUGAAACUUCAGCAAACCACUGAGUAACAAGUGACCUGCAGUAUUCUAUAGGAAGGCUUAAACAAGCCAUUCUCUUUGAUAUUUUAUUCAAGAGUUAUGGAACGUUACCUCCAUUGUUUUUAUCAUAUUGAUACUGGCUAUGGCAGUGAUAACAGUAGAGUAGAUGUAGGCGAUUGAAAUGGAAAGCUAAAGUUAAUAAAAAAAUCUGUAUUUGUUAAAAAGUA